CCUGAUUGAUCUGUCUGACAGUGUCUGGCGUCUGACUCAAUUUUGAUUUUUGGAGUAAUUUGGAGAAAGAUACUUUUUUCCUAAAAAUUCAAAAUCAGAUAACAAGUUACACUAAACAGAUCUAAGACAAAUUAAAAUGCACGGCCGAGUCAAAGUUCGUACAACUGAAGAAGAACGUGUGAGAAAGGAGAAAGAACGCCAAGAGAAACUUAAAGUUUACAAACAUGCUAUGCAAAAGAUUUUUCAUAUGAGACAAGAAGGUGAAUUAGAUAAGGAUUUAUUGGAGUUAACUGGAAAAGUGUUGUCAUCCAACCCGGAUAUUAGUACAUUAUGGAAUAUCAGAAGAGAAAUACUGUCUAUAUUCAAGAAAAAUAAUGAGAGUGAAGAAGAAUUGUCUCAACUGUAUGAUGCAGAAUUGCAUUUGACUGAGUAUUGUUUAAAAAUAAAUCCAAAAUCCUAUUGUGCCUGGCACCAGAGGGAAUGGGUGCUGACCACUAGGACAGACCCUGACUGGGCGAAGGAGCUUUCUCUCUGUAAUACAUAUUUGAAGUUAGAUGAGAGAAAUUUUCAUACUUGGGAUUACAGAAGAUUUGUUGUAAGCCAAUGCACCACACCAUUGAAAGAUGAAUUUGACUUCACAACUGAUAAACUAAUGGACAAUUUCUCCAAUUAUUCUGCAUGGCACUAUAGGAGUAAAAUGCUUGUGCAACUUUAUCCAGAUUUGGAAGGUGGGCGACCAAUAGAGGACAGCCAUCAUAAGCAUGAAUUAAAAAUGGUACAGAGUGCAGCGUUCACUGACCCUGAUGACACCAGUGCAUGGUUUUAUCAAAGAUGGCUUUUAGGAGCUGUUAGAACAAAUAUAAACAUUGUAGUCUAUGCCUUGUCGCCAUUGAAAACGACAAUAGCAUUUAGUAAGCCUGUCAGCCAGCAUUAUAUAGCUUCAAAGACACGCUUAUUUUGUAACAAUGAACUAGUAAAUGGAGAGUGGCAGUCUUGUACAGGACGCCAGUAUGAUGUUCUAUGGAUUUUGAAGCAUAAUACGGAAAUCAAUGAAAGUUCAGAUGUCAAGUUGGAGUAUGACACGGAAGAUGGGGGGAUUGAAACGAUUCCUGGCAUAAAGCAAAAUUCCAAUACCUAUAUUGGUAGAGGAGAAGUUAAUUUCGAAAGAAAAUAUUCCAAGCCUGUAAUUGAAGAACUUAUCAAUCAGCUUGAUGCUUGCCGUCAGUUGUUGGCCAUGGAGCCUGACAAUAAAUGGACACUUCUGACAACAACUGUGUUUCUGCACUGCAUUGAUGCAAAACUGUAUCACAAUGAAGUGAUAGAAAAUUUACAUACAUUGAAAACCAUAGAUUAUUUGAGGGCUGGGUACUAUGAUGAUUUAAUAACCAAAUGGAGUAUAGAAGAUCAACUGGUUCUGGAUUAUAAAAACAAUACUCAGGAUUUAAAAAUAAUGUUUAAUGAUAAAAUAACCAGCUUACCUCACUUGCAAUACUAUAGUUACUGUGAAAAUGUUGAUUUAUCCAAUCAGAAUUUGACAUCAAAUGUCUUGCCUUCAUUACUUAUGCUUCAACACUGUAAGAAAUUAUCCUUAGAGAAUAAUAACUUAACUACCUUAAGAAAAUUCCCGAAAUUAAAUUUGGAGGUUCUGAAUUUAAAGGGAAACAAAGAGUUAACUGAGGAAGAAGUAGAGUUAUUUAAAAAGGAAAACAAUUGUAUGGUAAUUUUCUGAAGAAUAUAUUGACACCUUCUGGUUGUAAACAUAUUUUUAAAAUAUAAUUAUAUUUAUUAACAAAGGCUUAAACUACAAUCUUCACUGUGACAGUUACUGAAUACAUUAAAACUAUGGAGGAGGGAAUGAUAGCGGAGAUGCCAUUAGGAAGAUAGGUCAGGCGCCCUCUUGUAGGCAAAGUAGGGUACUGUAGGGGUGAUCAAUAACUAGUUCAUAGUACUAACGAGAUGUCAAAGAUUGAUUUUGAUUGCAUUUUAGCGCUCUACUUUCUAAGGAGAUUUACGUUCUUACAUCUCCGCUAAUAAUUUUGUCCUCUAUGAUUAAAAACGGAAUGCUAAUAUCAUUAUAACUGAUCAAGCUAAUGCAAUACAAAUGAUAUAUUUUCGGUUUUCUCUAUUAAUGCAUCUACAGUCUACACAUGUAAACUGUUCUGUGUGGUGAAGGUUUUGUCAACAAUAAUGGUCCAAAUAGCAAUACAGUUUUUAUUGUAACUUGUAUGAAAUAACUGAAGUGCCUACUUUUUAUUCUACAAUGUUAACAAUGUUUGAAUCCUACUAAUAUGAGGAUAUCAAUAGUUCAAAACAUAUUUGUUAUUUUGAGUCUUAAUAUUAGCACAUAAUUCUAAUUUAUAAUAUAAAAGCUUUUACACAUACCGAGAAAAAAAAGUUUAACAUAGGUACAACAAAAAUAAUAUGUUACAAGUUAUAACAAUGUAGGUAAUUAAUAAUUUCAAAGCACCUUAUACCUGCAACUUCAUUUGUAUAAUAAUAACAAAUUGAAUUUUAAGUCUUGACUCAUUAUUAUACUAUUUCUAAGAUUUGAAGCUGUAAGUACUAAACAUAUAAUUAAGAAUUAUCACUUUUUUUGCUAAGUUAUUACUUUUGAUAAGUACAUCAUAUUUUAUGACUAUGUUGUAUAGACUGAUUUCCUUACAAAAGUAAUUGUAUUGGUUUUUAGUAUCAUGUAAACAGAGCUGCAGCCAUGUAACUAAUACACAUUGAGAAUAUUGAAAACAGUAUUAAUUGCAAGAAGGUUUAUUGCCAGUAACAGAGUUCGCCUUUUAGCUGCAAUCCACUGAAAUCUAGAUUGAUUACAAUAAGCAUCAACAACACAUUAAAGUCUUUCCUACUUUAUUUCAUCAAGAGGCCUUUCAUUCAUUUGUUUUUUUUUUAACUUAUAUACUUUAUUUGUUUAUUUAACAGUUCUCUUCAUUAUCUAUCUAGGCAUGUGUUUAGAAAAAUAUAUAUCUAUUUAUUAUGUUUUACAGUUAAUGUUUUGUAUUCUUUUUAGUUUCACAAAUAAACUUAUCAUAAUAUGAUACAAGUACCUACUUUAAUAAUAUGUUUCUGCUAAUUGAUAAAAAAUCUGCCUUAUCAGAACUACUUUAACAUAACUCUUUGCACAUUAUAAUAAUUAAUAUCUGUACCAACUAUAUAAACUGUUGUCUGUUACUAUCUAGGGAGUUAUAACAUGGGGAGUUUACAAUCAGGUAAUGGGAAUGUGCUCAGUAAUAGCUUUCUACAUUACCAAUGAAAUUGUUAUUAUUAUAUAGGCACCCUAUUAAUACACUGAGGUAAAGCAUUUGUACAAGUGCCUAAUAUUUACUGUUUUAAAUGAAGUUACGAUAGGCAGGUAGGAAUACAGGUACCAGUAACAGUCAAAAUAAAAUUUAUUAGUAAGAUAUUCUACUGCUGUGACAUUUCCAAAUAGCAACAGGCUUUAAUUUCAGUAACAUUUAUAUUUAUUUAAGUUAGGUACAUUAUUUUAUCAUGUUGAAUUUAUUUACAUAUAAAUAAAUUAUUGUAAAAUGAA
Molecule: messenger RNA, 3541 nt
Organism: Helicoverpa zea (corn earworm)
Lineage: Eukaryota; Metazoa; Arthropoda; Insecta; Lepidoptera; Noctuidae
Gene: RabGGTa
Product: geranylgeranyl transferase type-2 subunit alpha
Exons: 10
Coding region: 137-1729 (530 amino acids)
Biological process (GO): protein geranylgeranylation
Cellular component (GO): cytoplasm; Rab-protein geranylgeranyltransferase complex
Molecular function (GO): Rab geranylgeranyltransferase activity
Source: RefSeq, a predicted model, not a curated record